AUGAUUUCCCAAGCAGGAUUGCAAGAUUCUUCUCCUCAACAUUCAAGCCUGAGUGAGAUGGCAUCUUCUUUUUGGGAAGCACCAAAAGCAAGAAAACUCAAGAUGAAUGUAGAUGGGAGUUUUUUGAGUCCUGAAAAUUCAGGUUUUAGUACAGUUCUAAGGAAUGAUGUAGGAUCAGUAAUAGCUACAGUUUUUGGUAAAUCAAUAGCUUCGUCUCCCAUCCAGGCUGAAGUGAUGGUGAUCCUCAAUAGUCUAGAGGUUUUGAGUAUGUACAAGGAGAAAAAUAUAGAUGUGGAAUCUAAUUGUCAAAUUCUGGUACAGGCUCUGAAGACAGGAAAUUUGGACUUGGUCUCGGAUGCAAACUUUCUGUGCAUGGACAUUAAAUUACUAACUGAAGAGUUGACAAUUUCUUUUAAUCAUGUAAAUAGAUCUUGUAAUGCUGCGGCACAUAUGCUAGCCAAGAGAGACAUAGGGUGA
Molecule: messenger RNA, 477 nt
Organism: Nelumbo nucifera (sacred lotus)
Lineage: Eukaryota; Viridiplantae; Streptophyta; Magnoliopsida; Proteales; Nelumbonaceae
Molecular function (GO): RNA-DNA hybrid ribonuclease activity; nucleic acid binding
Source: RefSeq, a predicted model, not a curated record